CGCCACCGGACGCGGUCACCAUCACCAUCAGCACCGUACGGGACCGCUCCGUCUGCCGUAAAAAGCUGUCCCACCGUUGGCGACCGCCGCACGCACAAGAUCGCCGCUGCUACGCGUGUCGACCGCAAGUCGCAACAGUUUUCCGCUCGACGCCGUCGCGACCGCAUUCUCUCGGUGUAGUAGUAUAUAAUACGCGCGUUCCGCAUUCGAUUUAUAACAACAACAACAAUCCUUAAAAAUAUCACAUCGCAGGUGACAACUCAACACAUAUCUAACAAUAUACUGCAGGUGUCCGGUACAGUGCGUUUCUGAAAAAUAAAACACCAGCCGCUCUGAAGACCGCUUGCUAGCGUCAUCGUUCUGCUCGCAUAUCGUACAUGAAACCACAUCAGACAAGGACCUAAAACAAUGUACAGCAGACAAAAUCAAAAUCAAGGCGAUGCGAGACUCGAAUUGUUACUGGACGAUUUGCAAUCCACUCUUCCGCGUAAAAACCAUGGACUUGGUAGCAAUGGUAGCACAUCAUCAACUGGAUACAGAGAAGUUACUAAAAGCACAUCAAGGACGAUUGGUAACGGUCAAACAGAAACUAACAAGGAAUAUGAAAUCCAAUAUCUCAAUCCAGCCAAUAAAUCUACAGUGCUCAGUGAAAGAUUACCUGAUCUUCAAUCGGUUGACUUGUUGCGACAGACUAACAGUGGAAAAAAUUCCGGUUAUGAAACGGUUUCAUCAUACCAAUAUAAUAAAUCGACAGAAAGCAAAAGUACAGUUCCCAGACAAGAAACAAACGGUGUUAACAUGAGACAAAGUAUUUCUGAACUCGAUUCAUUGUUAGACGAUUUGAAUCAUGCUCAAAGAGUUGGAUUUUCAAACUCCGGAAUUAGUAGACAUGAAAUAACAACUAAUGAGUCCAGCAUUGAGCCAUUAAGGAGCAGUACGCCAUAUAAACAGCAAUAUAGUAAACACGAAGAACAUAGAUAUGGAAGCCUUAACCGAUCAAAAAUACCAGGGACCAGUGAAGUGAUUUCUACCUAUGAAACGUCGACAACCAAUGGAGAACCUUUAGAUUUAGAUUUGGUAGAUGCUCCGCGUAGUUAUACUAAGCUGCUUCAAAAUCAAUCUCCAGGAACUUAUCAGACAUCGGUAUAUUCAAAAGAAACUACAAAAAAAAUAAUACCGGGUACCACAACUUAUUCGACGUACCAAAAAUUCGGUUCACCCACAACGGAUCCAGGGCAAUCUAAAGUUUACAAUUAUUCAGAAGAGUAUCGUACUGAUAGUAGGAAUCGUUCGAUGCGAGAUUUGCCACCGUCUCCUCGUCCGCAUAGAUCUUCGUCUCCGCGUUCUCCGUCCCCGCACCGCUCACCGUCGCCAAUGUCGUUUCCUCAACCACCAGAACCUAGAAACUACUCGAGUAGUCAUACUUAUACAAACAGGACGACGUCACCUCAGUCGGUUCAGAAGUUUAGUCCGUCCGAUCCAAGCAGAAUAAACGAAGAGGUGACCUGGGUCGCUCAUGCCACGCCCCCUGUAACCCGUCGUUUCCCCGUGAGCGUGGAUAACAACUUAACUUCGCCGUCUGGCCAAACGGUUUAUUCGUAUAAAUAUUCAAGCGAGACCAGAGAGAACACUAAAUAUGGACAACCAAAUGGGUACACAAAACCUGUACACCAAGAACAGUUUCCACUACGCCAUUCGCCGUUCCCAAGAGACGAAGCUGACACUCCAGGACUCCAAAAUCCACCUAAACGGUUGGAUGACUUGAUGGCAUCGUUUGGAGACAGAACAGAUUAUACAAACUACCACAGUAAUAGAGAAUACCAUUCAAAUAUCAAGGAUUAUCAGACUAAAUCUAAAGAAUACGAACACGACAAGGCUACAGAAUAUACGAUUCCAAUUAAGAAGCCACAAUCCGAAUAUCAAACUCCUGAAAAUAAAAAUUCCGAAAAAUUAACAGAAGUUAAAGAAGCUGAAGUGACUCAGUCGGUUGCCGGGCCGCCAGUUUUUUAUCCACCCGGGUCAACAACGUUUGCGAAGAAAGAAGAAGUAAUGCAACAGCAAGGUCAAUUUGGUCAGGGACAAAUGAAGGCCAAGGCCAAAGGAAUGUACAAGUACAAAAGCAAGAGCAAAUCAAAGGAAAAGCAAAGUUCUGGAGCAACAAUGGUGCCAGUAUGUUUACCAAUGUGCUGUGCUAUGCCAUGUGUUAUUAUGUAACCUAUAAGACAUUACCUAUACAUAAUUUAUAUAACUUUACUAAUUUAUAAUUAUUUACUCGAUACAAAUAAUAAAAAAAUAUCUUAUGGUGGCCUAUUAAGCUUAUUGUCUUAAAAAUGAAAAUACUGAAGUAUAUAUAUUAUUUUAUAUAAAUUGGUCAUCAUUAACUCAAAAAAAAAAAAUAUUUAAGCGUGAUAAUAAUAUAGAUCAUAGGCGAGCCGCGUACAUACACUUUUUUCGUAGGGGAUGCCAGUAAAUUAUUAGAUUUUUAAACUGAUAUAUGACAAUUGUUAUAAAUUAUACCUAACUAAAGAUUAAAGAAACUGCUAGUUCCACAGACUGCAUAGGAUGCCAUGGCAUACCGAUAUCUCCAGAGCACGCCUAUGAUAUACAUAACAAUAAAUAAUAUAAUGGGUAUUCUUACUAUAUACUAUUAAGUUAAAACAAAUUUAUAAUUUAUCAUAUAUUAUUAUCAGCUUAUAUUCUUGCUAAAUGUUUCUUUUAUAUCGAAUUAUUUUCAGAAUAUUACUUAUGUAAUAUGUACCUAUUAAUUGUUAUAAAUACCAAUUUACCUGUAUAUUUUAAACUUAAACACUUAACAUACAACUAACUUUGCUGUAAGCUUAUUUAUAAUUUGUAUUUGAUUAUUAUUAAUGUAUUAUCUAAGAUACAAACAUUACAAAUGGUAAAAACGAUUAUUAAUUUAUGUAAUUAUGUGUAUAUGUGUAAAUUGAACAUUAUUUACAUGAUUAUAAUUUGAAUUGGUCUGAUAAAAGUAAAAGAUGUAAAUUCCACAAAAUGAAAUUCACCAAUCAAUUUUUUUACAUUUAGUUAUUUUGAUUACAAAUUUAAUAAAUAAUAAUAUUAAUAUACGACAGUUGAUAAAUAAUUUACAAUUAUUUUACGAAGUACUUACCGUCAUAUUGUUUACUAUACUUACUUAAGUUAUAAUACAACAAAUUUAAUAGUGUCAAAUGUUUUAGUGUAGGUGUAUGAUGUAAUAUGUUAUGUAGGGACCUAUUAAAUAUUAAUUAUUAUAUAUAAAAAAACAUUCAACUGAGCUGAAUCACAGAAAUAUAUCAAUAUUCUAACAAACCACGAACAUCGUGUAAACUUUGAUGUUUAUUUAAACAUAUUUGAUUCAUGCUGUUCUUUUUUUGUUUAAUAGGUACCUAUUUACAUGACUUAACUAUAAUGAAUGUUAUAAUUAUUAUAUAUAUUAUGCAUAGAAAACGCAUCAA
Messenger RNA from Rhopalosiphum maidis (corn leaf aphid), 3455 nucleotides. Its product is annotated as serine/arginine repetitive matrix protein 1. The coding region runs from base 409 to 2214 and encodes 601 amino acids. The record is from RefSeq and is a predicted model, not a curated record. The transcript has 10 exons. Lineage: Eukaryota; Metazoa; Arthropoda; Insecta; Hemiptera; Aphididae.